Messenger RNA from Sipha flava (yellow sugarcane aphid), 5884 nucleotides. Its product is annotated as FMRFamide receptor-like. Gene Ontology annotation, cellular component: membrane. The record is from RefSeq and is a predicted model, not a curated record. Bases 658 to 1893 code for a protein of 411 amino acids. The transcript has 5 exons. Gene Ontology annotation, biological process: G protein-coupled receptor signaling pathway. Gene Ontology annotation, molecular function: G protein-coupled receptor activity. NCBI's taxonomy places the organism in Eukaryota, Metazoa, Arthropoda, Insecta, Hemiptera, Aphididae.
UCGCGACGUACCUGCGCGAUCGAACACGAACCGGCGACACGCAGCGUACGGCGUACUCGCACGCGCGCAGCACACCCACACGGGCUCCGGAGCGGCCGACUACGAUUCCGCCGCGCGCGCCGCGUCGUGUGCCCUGGCUACCGACGCCGUUUACGUUUUGACGUGUGUACACUCGUGCGUCUGCUGCUCGCGCGGACGACACACGCGGUGAUCUGUUCGCCACCGCCGCCGACGUCGACACACCGUAUUUGACCGCCGAUAACCUGCUCGUACACAGAUAUAAAUAUUUGUUUCUGUCCACCACUUUUGCUCUCUCUCUCUCUCUCUCUCUCUCUCUCACUCACUCUCUCUCUUUCUCUCUUUCUCUAUUUGUCCCGAUCGGACGACGGUCGUUUUCCUCCCUUCUCGUCCGUCUCCUAACGUGUCGACUCCGCACCGAACGUAUUUAUCCGAUGUUUAACACAAGGAAUUAAAAUAUGCGCACGUGUAUUUUUGAGUACAUAUAUACAUGCUUAUAUAAGUGUGGUUAAAAUGAAGUACAGUACCCCGUAAGAAUUGAAGUACAGCGAUCAUUGUAAAUCAAUAAUGUCUGCAGCCUAUCGCAAAAUGCGUGAACGUAAACUUACUAUUUGACGCGGCCAAAAAAAGCCGAUACCGAUGGCCAUGGAGAACUGCGCACAGCUGCUGGCCCAGGACCUGCACAAGUACUGUUACUUCCGGAAAGCGGUGCACUUCUGGGCGCAACAGGCGCUGCUGCCGGCCGUGGUGGCCGUGGGCGUGGUGGGCAACAUGCUGUCCGUGAUUGUGCUGACCAGGGAGCCGAUGAAGAGCUCCACCAGCACUUAUCUCACGGCGCUGGCCGUGUCCGACCUGUUCUAUCUACUGUUCGUGUUCACCAUAUCGUUCGAGAACUAUCCGUGGAUCGUGGACGCCGACUACUACAUCUACUGGAAGUGGUACCCAUACGGGCUGUGGCUCACCGACGCUGCGAGUAACACUUCCGUGCUGCUGACGGUCUCGUUCACGGUGGAGCGGUACAUAGCCGUGUGCCAUCCAUUGCGCGGCCGAGUGCUGUGCACCGAGUCCCGGGCCAAACGCGUCAUACUAAUCGUCGCGCUGUUUUGCAUCGCGUGCACGGCCACCACGCCGCACGAGUGGCACAUCGCCAUCGACUCGGCCACGGGCAAGUUCAAGAAGAGCAGCACCGAGCUGGGCCGGAACGACAUCUACAAGAAGGCGUACAACUGGUUUUGCAUCGUCACGUUCAUCUGCGUGCCGCUGUUGGUGCUGGCCGUGCUCAACUGGUUCCUGAUCAACGCGGUCAACCAGAGCCGCAGGAACCGCACUCGGCUCACGUGCCAGGGCAACGUGGUGUGGAACAGGCAGCGGCAGGAGAACAAGAUGACCAUGACCCUGAUCGCGGUGGUGAUCAUGUUCUGCGUGUGCCAGACGCCGACGGCCGUGAUGAUGCUGACCGCGUCCGUGUACGAGCCGCCCGAGCGGACGCCCGCGUACUACGUGAACCGCGGGCUGCACACCAUCUUCAACUUCCUGAUGGUGGUGAACGCGGCGUCCAACUUCAUGCUGUACUGCGCGAUGAGCCGCAAGUACAGGCGCACGCUGUUGGUCACGUUCUUGCCGUUCCUGGCCGCGCGGCACGCGCGCAACGCCACGCUCCGGUCGUCCGUCAGCUACCCACGGUCCGGCGGCACCAUGAUCCGGCGCAACACCGAGGUCACGCAGAUGACCGACAUCGGGAACGCGACGGCCGGCAAACGGGAACCGCUCGUCGUCCGCGUCAAUCAAAACAACAGGACAACACAGGCCGCCGCCACCACCACCACCACCACCAUCGGCUGCGGCAUGCCGACCGCUACCGACGACGUGCUCUGAUCGCGCGCCGUCCCUGACCGUCCGAUACGAAUAACAUUUUACGAUUUACGUGUACUAUUCGUACACGUAUGGCGCGCGUAAACAUUUCUUCCGCCCAACACCGAUUCUUCGUUGUACAUACGUUAUUAUUAUUAUUAUUAUUAUUAUUAUUACGCCGUCCGCAGCCGUAUCCCAACGGCGGAUCCGGUGCGCGUUCAUACACCGUACUCGAUUUCCCCCGUUUACACGCCCGUCGAGAUAAACCGUCUCGUAAUGAUUUGUUCGCACGUCCCACCGUCUCUUAUCGCAUCAACCCGCCCUUCCUCGAACUCCCCUACUAUCAUCGUUCGCAAUCGACUAAAAAUAAUAAUACAGGUACAUCCGGGCCGUAACGGGAAAACCGUUUUGCGGUUGCGGUGGGUUACAACGACGAGUUUCGGUUUCCACUCCCCUACUUGAAUCCACUGUACACGUAUGCACAUAAGUAUGUAUAAAUAUGUAGUAUCCCUUUCAGUGCCCGGCCCGAAGUUUGCGUUCAACGCGUUUUCCCGCCCGACGAAUUGCUGGUCCCACGCGCGAUUCGCAACCCUUCCGGCGUACGCCUCGCGGUGUCACGCGAACAUCUCAAGUCUUACCUCCAUGCGCUCACGGGUGCCGACCGGGGAAGGCGAUCGCCCUGUGUCGAAAAAUUAAUAAAAAAUGAUUUAUAGAUCGUUGGAACGAUAGAAAAAAUGUUACGUGUUCCCGUAGAAUAGUGCCCAGAGGCGGAUUUAUCUUUUUUACGGCUAUAGGCACCAACAAUUUGGCGCCACCAUAUACGUUCCGUGUAUUUACAGCAGUCAUUUUCUCGCGUCUACCACGAAAAAGAUACGUUGCGCGAUGUUAUCACACGUAAGGUGUAAAAUUUGCAUUGCACAUUAGCCUUCUGAAUGGCGGUUAGUUCCGGAAACUUGCUAGCUCCAUUUUUUCAGCAAUAGUUACCCAACGGUGCUGGCCAAAAUUCUUAUAGUAGCUUACAAUUCACAAUGACAUUUCGAUACGAUUUCUAAGGCUUAUGAGCGCACCUACAGACGAGUCCAGUAUCGGAUAUAAUGCGUGUGUUUUUUAGAAGCGCAUGGACUCGCGCAGAUGUUUUCAACGGACGGAGCAUUUGGAAAAACUACUCCGUACGUACUUACACGGAUCACGUCUAUGCUUAAACUAUAUGAUGGCGGGUUCGUGCACAGGUGCCCCCGGAGUGUAGCACCACAAGUGCCAUCAUACGAAUCCAGAUUAACACAACCGUAAUCAGUUUACAAGACUUUGCUGGCAGUAUAUACAAAUAUUAAUAACAAAAGAUCGUUAUAUUUUAGCUAAAUUUUUAAUAUUUUAUUAUACUGAAAUUGCGUUGGCGCGUAAAUUUAAAAUUGAUUUCGUGGACGUAAUUAUAUAAUUGCUAAUGGAUUAUCUCUCACACGACAGGGAUUUAAAAUAUUAAUAUUAUUCAACAAGAUUUUAGUGCAUAUCUGUCACAUUUCAACAGGUAAUCAAAAUAUAACCAAAAAUUACAGUUCCACAGAAAUUUAAGCGUACUCCUCUCAGUCCUCGAUGUUGAAAAUAUGAAUAAAAGGUUAUACUUGUUUUGAAUACGCUUGCAAAGUCAAAUAGAAUAGAAUCAAUUCAGUAGUAUUAGUGUGAUUAUAGAGCUAGAUAAAUAAAUUAUACAUUAUGUAUUUACCGAAAGAUUGAUAAAAUUAAAAUUUCGCAAUAAUAUGAUAGCCUUUGGAAAAAAUUCAUUAAAUCCUAGAUUUACAUAUAUUCUAUUAUUAUAAAAAUGUUGACUUCCUUUGUUUUCCAUCAUUAUAUUUAUACCUUUUGUGUACUUAGUUUACUCGAUUUACAUCCACCACAUUUUUUUCAAUGUUCUUACGCUUACUGUUUUGAAAUAUUAAAAUUGUUAUUUAAAUUACAUUGAAAACCGAAUUUCCUAAAUUGUUUCCUUUUUGUUUUUCUAGUCAAGUUGCCGAAAAGUGUUCAUUAUGAAAUGUAUAAGAGUUUACCCUGUUACUAAUACACAUUUAGUAGACUGUAGUAAUAUUUCAUUAACGCAUAUCUAAACCCAUAAUAUUAACAAAAUCCUAACGGCCAAUCGGGUUAUAAUUUUUUUUUCAAUCUACCCGAAACUGAAUAUCGGUAAAAGCGUAAUGAAUAUAACCUAACAUAACUUUCCCCAUUUCAAACACAAUACAAUGUCCAAAUUCGGAUAUUUUUCGAGUUCUUAUCUUCCGCCUUGUCCUCAUAUUUUGUACAUAUAUAUGUAUAUAUACAUAUAUAUAUAAUUGUAAGAUCGUAACACCAUUGUAGUUAGGUUCAGAUUUGAACGCAAGACAAACUGUUAGAGUGAAAUUAAAAUGCUAGAACAUGUAUAACAUAGGUAUAUGCACGCUUAUGCUGCGGCCUUUAGUAAGCGUGCGAUUUUUAUGUGGCCCAGAGCAACUGCCUCGAACCCUCAUUUCGUAAACCUAACCGGACCUUGAGCGUAAAAGUAAAAAAGAAAGCUUAAUUUUUUUUCGAAAAUGUGCUAACACACGGCGGGUACAUCAUGUAUAUAUUUAAUGAAGGUGCACGUAUCGCGUACAGUGUACAUUUGUAACGUUAUAUCGAAUAAAUGUGCCGUUAAAUUAUAUUUUAUUCUCGUUGUACGUACUAUCAUAUCAUUAAAUACAUAUGUGCACAUUAGUUUAGACGUGUACGUGGGGGCAGGCAGCACCUGAAAUUUUCUAAAAGUCCGAUUGACCGUGUGAUCAACCAAUAUUAAUAAGUGGCUGUAAAAAUAUGCAAGCUUUGUAGGAAUAUCUGCUAGAAAUUAUUCUUAAGUUAAACCAUCCUCCCCCCCCCCCCCGAAAUUCAGUAAAACUUAUUAAUAUGUUUUUAUAGAAUAAAAAUGGUACAUAGAAUAUAUUAGUAUGAAAAUGUACAACCUAAAGUCCCUCCCAAAAUAUUUUUUGUCUACGUGUCAAAUAACAGCCCUCAGAAACCAUAACGCGAUCCAUCUUUCAUUUAAUGGUACGUGAACAUGGUAAAUAACAAUUUAGUCUCGCCGUGAACUAUGGUUGUCGACAAAGUGUAAUAUUAGUUCUAUAGUGUGUUCUAUUUAAAUAUAUAAUAAUACACGUAUCUUUUGGUGUGUACUUCUGUAGUGUACUGAAUACAAAUAAUCAGUUUUUCAUAAUAUUUAUAAAAAUUUAGUUUGACACAAUACAGUCAAUACCUUCAGUGGUGACUGAGGCACCCCGAAAACCCGGGUAGGUAUAAGUUAUACAAACUAGCAAACAAGCGACUAGUGUUACACGAGCAGUUAUAGCUUGAGGCCCAAACUUAAAAAUUCUGGAGGGCGUUGGUGGAUAUGGCCACCUACCCGCCCUAACAAUCCACCCCUAGUUACCUUUGAAAUGAUUCAUAGUUAAAUGUACCAAUGAAUAUGAUGCAACUGGAACUUGCGUGACUGCCCACAUCUAAACGCAUAAUAAUUAGUCUAUAGUUAAUAAAUUAAUAUCUUAUUAAUAGUAUUAUAAUUAUUAGUUAGUCAUAGUUUGUGUGACUAUUGAUUAGACAUUAGUUAUAUACAUAUAUUAAAUAAUCAUUUAUAUAUAUAUAUAUCCAUGAGACGGACAUUUUCUACAGAUUGUAAAUAAGAAGUACAUUUUUACCUUGUUUAAAAACGACUUUUGGGUGAACGUGUUUUAAACUACUUAUACAUUUAUAAAUAUAUAGGUAAAUAUACACAUUAUAUAUGUAUAAUAAAAUUAAUUAUUAAGUAUACUCAUAUAAAGGGACGGUAGAUGUAUUUUAAUUAUCGUCGACUACUCAUCUGUUACCAUAUAAAUGUAAAAUAUUAUUAUUUACUGUCUUAUAUUAUAUAUAUUUUAGUGGUGUUAGCUGUGUGUAAUUUAUAGGUACCCCUUCUACAGCUAUUAUUAUAUCGACCUUUAAUUUUGUUACUCGCAUAAUAAUAAGUUGAGAAUUUUUUUUU